Cataglyphis hispanica is the source of this 2551-nucleotide messenger RNA. Its product is annotated as flotillin-1. Gene Ontology annotation, biological process: protein kinase C signaling; positive regulation of cell junction assembly; protein localization to plasma membrane. Bases 172 to 1452 code for a protein of 426 amino acids. The record is from RefSeq and is a predicted model, not a curated record. Gene Ontology annotation, cellular component: plasma membrane. NCBI's taxonomy places the organism in Eukaryota, Metazoa, Arthropoda, Insecta, Hymenoptera, Formicidae. The transcript has 10 exons.
GAAGGCUCACUCCAGUGGCAUCUUGACGGAAAACGCCGGAAUGACCUUUCUCAGGCUUCUCUCUCCGAUAUUCUGAUACUGUGAUUGUAUAUGGAUGUCGAAAUACGCAACUGUCAAUUGUGAAGUGCGUGAAUUACGUCUGACACUGUGUUAUUACGUCAACGCGUAAUCAUGAGUUGUGGAUUCGUUACUUGCGGCCCGAAUGAGGCUCUCGUAGUUUCAGGAUGUUGCUACAGCAAACCUCUUUUGGUGCCUGGAGGACGGGUAUUUGUUUGGCCAUUUGUGCAACAAGUGCAAAAAAUUUCUCUAAAUACAAUGACUUUACAAGUCGAAAGUCCAACAGUAUAUACUUGUCAAGGAGUACCAAUAUCUGUAACAGGCAUAGCACAGGUAAAAAUUCAAGGACAAAAUGAAGAAAUGCUGUCUACAGCAUGCGAACAAUUUCUUGGAAAAUCUGAAGACGAGAUACAUAACAUAGCUCUUGUCACAUUAGAAGGACAUCAACGGGCUAUAAUGGGCAGUAUGACUGUAGAGGAAAUUUACAAGGAUCGUAAAAAGUUUAGCAAGGAAGUGUUUGAAGUUGCAAGCAGUGAUUUAGUCAAUAUGGGCAUUACUGUCGUAUCAUAUACAUUAAAAGAUAUUCGAGAUGAAGAAGGAUAUCUGCAAGCACUCGGUAUGGCACGUACGGCAGAAGUAAAGAGAGACGCUAGAAUAGGUGAGGCGGAGGCUCGCAGAGAUGCUCAGAUUAGAGAAGCUAUUGCCGAGGAGCAAAGAAUGGCCUCUCGUUUCUUAAAUGACACAGAGAUUGCGAAAGCACAACGUGAUUUCGAAUUAAAAAAGGCUGCUUAUGACGUCGAGGUUCAAACCAAAAAAGCCGAAGCAGAAAUGGCCUUUGAACUUCAAGCGGCGAAAACUAAACAGAGAAUAAUGGAAGAACAAAUGCAAGUGAAGGUUGUAGAACGUAGUCAGGAGAUCGCCGUGCAGGAGCAGGAAAUGCUAAGACGCGAAAAAGAAUUGGACGCCACUGUACGACGUCCUGCCGAUGCAGAGAAAUACAGGUUAGAGAAAAUAGCUGAAGCGAAUAAAUUGCGCCUUGUUAUGGAGGCUGAAGCUGAAGCUGAAGCAAUUAAAAUUCGCGGCGAAGCGGAAGCUUUUGCCAUCGAAGCGAAAGCUAAAGCAGAGGCAGAGCAAAUGGCAAAGAAAGCGGCCGCAUGGAACGAGUAUAAGAGCGCAGCGAUGAUAGAUAUGAUGCUUGAUACACUUCCAAGGGUUGCCGCCGAAGUAGCUGCCCCUCUUUCCCAAGCAAAAAAGAUAACUAUGGUCUCGAGUGGUAAUGGCACUAUUGGUGCAGAAAAAUUAACUGAAGAAGUUUUCAAUAUUGUACAACGUGUUCCAGAUCUUGUUAAAACUUUAACAGGCGUGGACAUUGCAAAGUCUGUUCAUGCUGCGUAAACGUGCAAUAUCAAGAGUAUUCGAAUUCCUUGAUCAUUAUGUCGUUCUUCAAUGUGUAUAUUUAUAAAAAAAUAAUCAAUGGACUUUUUUUAUAUAUACAUUUGUUUUAAAGAUAUUUCGUCCUAUAUAACUCACAUUAAAUAUAAUUUUAUAAUAUGAAAAAUCUUAUAUUAGAAAAAAAGGUUCUACACACUUUUGCUGUGCCAUUCAUGUAAAAUGUAUAUGUAUAUGUAUGUAUACUUAUUUUUGAGAUUACUUUCAAUUUUGAAAAAAUCAGGACUAAUUAAUAUAAAUUUAAAUAAGCGAUUUAAUUUAACUACGGUUUUAAGAAUAUAUUCGCGAAAACAGGAAAUUUCGUAAGUCAUUCAUUCCAAUAGCUUUUAUUCAUGCCGACAGUGAAAGUGUGAUAUAACAUUAAUAUAGCAUAUUAUUGAUAUUACUCGUGUGUAUGUAUGUAUGUAUAUGUAUAUAUAUAUAUAUAUAUAUAUAUAUAUAUAUAUAUAUAUAUAUAUAUUAAUCGCUCUUAAAUGAAUACAUUUUACUGUUUAAGAAAUUUUAUCAAUUUAACACAAAUUCGUUAACAAAAAAAAAUCGUGUGUGUGUUCUGUCGAAUCUCUUAAGAACCGAUCGUAAUGGUUCAUGUUUAUCUAUGUAUAAUUCUAUGCCAAAACGUGCCGAAUGCCACUCUCUCCCAAAUAUUAUAUAUAUAUUACAUGUACCUUUUAAAUAUAAAGUAUACCAAAUGACUCUUUUUAGAAAAUGAAAGUAUUUAAUGUUUCUUAAACAUCACUUAUAAUAUCGUUCAAUAUGAGAAAAAAUCUUCUUAGUUUUUGAAACAAAUUUGUAUGUGAUUUGCACGCGAGCAUUAUAUUUUCUGCAUUUACAAAAUAUAUGUGAAAGAAAAAGUAAUAUAUUUUAUCCUAUUUAUAAAUACAUAUAAAAAAAUCACAGAGAUCUAAUUUAUAUGAAUUAUAGUGUAACCUUUUAAUAAGCUUCGAAUUACAUAUAUUUAUAUGACUAAUAUAUAAAGCUUUAUAAACAAAUAAAUAUGUAUGCGAUUUUGUGUAAAGCAAUAACACAAGUAAACGUUACAAGCAUA